Molecule: messenger RNA, 960 nt
Organism: Solanum stenotomum
Lineage: Eukaryota; Viridiplantae; Streptophyta; Magnoliopsida; Solanales; Solanaceae
Product: bi-functional coumaroyl CoA and feruloyl CoA ortho-hydroxylase F6H2-1-8-like
Exons: 2
Coding region: 1-960 (319 amino acids)
Source: RefSeq, a predicted model, not a curated record
AUGAGUGUGAAGGAAUAUGCUUUGAAGUUCACACAAUUAUCUAGGUAUGCUCCUACUAUGGUUAGCGACCCUAGGGCAAGGAUGAGUAAGUUUGUUUCGGGAGUGGCCGAGAUGGUAGUCAAAGAAUGUUGUACCGCCAUGCUCAUCAAUGCUAUGGACAUUUCUUGUCUAAUGGUGCAUGCUCAACAAAUAGAAGAAAAGAAACUUAAGGAGAAAUCUAGGAAGGCAAAGAAGGCAAGGACUAGUGAUGGUGAUUUUUCACAUUCAAGGUCCGAUGGACAUAGUCGUUAUAAGUUCAAACAAAGGUUUUUUGGUCAAGGUUCCUCCAAUACUCCUCCUAAAUUCAACAAAGAUAUGGUAUCUAACCCUAAACCUCAAGGAGGAAAGUACCAAGUCUUGGAGUACCAAAAGUGGGUCAAACCACUUGCUAAAAAGUUGUUAGAGGUUUUAUUGAAGGGUCUCAAUGUCAAUGAAAUCGAUGAAUCUUUAGAACCUCUCUUGAUGGGAACUAUGAAUAUCAACAUGAACUAUUAUCCACCAUGCCCAAAUCCAAGUAUCACCAUGGGGGCUCGCCCACACUGCGACGGGUCCUGCAUCACUUUGCUCUUCCAAGACGACACGGGAGGCCUAUAUGUACGAGGGACGAAAGGAGGUAAUUGGAUCCACGUAAAUCCAAUCAAAGGCGCCUUACCGGUUAACAUAGGUGACUUUUUGCAGAUCAUGAGCAACGAUCGAUACAAGAGUAUCGAGCAUUGUGUAACAGUUGAUUCAAGCAGGGCUCGAAUAUCUGUACCGCUAUUCGUGAAUGCUAGCCUUGACAGUGUCAUUGGUCCAUUUCCACAAAUGCUGAAAGAUGGAGAAAAACCAGUUUACAAACAUAUCUUGCAUUCUGAUUAUUGGGAUUAUUUCUAUCGUAAAAGGCCUUCUGGAAAAGCAUCACUAGAUUUUAUUAAAAUUUGA